Molecule: messenger RNA, 6885 nt
Organism: Paramormyrops kingsleyae
Lineage: Eukaryota; Metazoa; Chordata; Actinopteri; Osteoglossiformes; Mormyridae
Gene: atp2a2a
Product: ATPase sarcoplasmic/endoplasmic reticulum Ca2+ transporting 2a
Biological process (GO): calcium ion transport
Cellular component (GO): membrane
Molecular function (GO): ATP hydrolysis activity; P-type calcium transporter activity; ATP binding
Source: RefSeq, a predicted model, not a curated record
CACAUGCGGAGCCGGCGAGAGGGGCCGCGGCGGAGCCACUUUCAAUAAAACGCGAGGAGCGCCGAGGAGGGCGGUCACUGGCAGGCGGGCAGACGGCGGAGAGCUUCGGAGCUACCCAGCGGUACCUCGAACUGGGCAGUUCGGUGCCGGGUGUUAACCACCAGCGCUCUGGGAAUUAACAAGAUAUCGGGGCACUUUUUCUUUUUUCCAGAGGGAAUUUGGCACAGAGCGGCUUUUGACAUCCUUAAUUCGGGCUGUCUGGGAGAAAUUUUGCAAAGAGGGAAGACAUCGGCUCCUUUUUGCAGAGAUCUGCCGUGUUAACGUUCAGUUGUUUUUUAAAUAAUUUCUUCCCCAUCGUCGUUUGGAUUUUUUUUCCCUUUUCUGAAGGUUCCAUCUAUGCAUUAUAGGUCGCUAAAGCGCUAGCUUCAUCUGAACAUUUUUAGGGUUUUUUUUUUUCUUUUAGAGCAGGAGGUGGUUGAAUAAACAAAGUAAAGGUGUCUAAGGGAGUAAGGUGACUAUCCAGCAUGGAGAACGCGCACACAAAGACUGUCGAGGAAGUUUACAGUUAUUUCAGCGUCAACGAAAGCACAGGACUGAGUCUGGACCAGGUCAAACGGCAGCGGGACAAAUGGGGACCCAACGAGUUGCCAGCAGAAGAAGGGAAGUCACUGUGGGAGCUGGUCAUUGAGCAGUUUGAAGAUUUACUUGUGCGGAUCCUUCUUCUCGCAGCCUGUAUAUCGUUCGUUCUGGCCUGGUUUGAAGAAGGAGAGGAGACCAUCACUGCCUUUGUGGAGCCUUUCGUUAUCUUAUUAAUUCUUAUCGCCAACGCCAUCGUGGGUGUGUGGCAGGAGCGGAACGCCGAAAAUGCCAUCGAGGCUCUUAAAGAGUACGAGCCCGAGAUGGGCAAGGUCUACCGGCAGGACAGGAAGAGCGUGCAGAGGAUCAAGGCCAAAGAUAUCGUGCCGGGGGACAUUGUGGAGGUGGCAGUGGGAGACAAGGUGCCUGCAGACAUCCGCCUAUGUUCUAUCAAGUCCACCACCCUGAGGGUAGACCAGUCCAUCCUGACAGGAGAGUCUGUGUCUGUCAUCAAGCACACAGACCCGGUGCCCGACCCCCGUGCUGUGAACCAGGAUAAGAAGAACAUGCUCUUCUCUGGCACUAACAUCGCUGCCGGCAAGGCUGUGGGCGUGGUGGUGGCCACGGGCAUCAACACAGAGAUCGGCAAGAUCCGUGACGAGAUGGCCUCCACGGAGCAGGAGAAGACGCCCCUACAGCAGAAGCUGGAUGAGUUUGGCGAGCAGCUCUCCAAGGUGAUCUCGCUCAUCUGCAUCGCCGUGUGGAUCAUCAACAUCGGCCACUUCAACGACCCCGUCCACGGUGGCUCCUGGAUCCGCGGUGCCGUCUACUAUUUCAAGAUCGCCGUGGCGCUGGCUGUGGCUGCCAUUCCCGAAGGCCUGCCGGCCGUCAUCACCACCUGCCUGGCGCUGGGCACGCGCCGCAUGGCCAAGAAAAACGCUAUCGUUCGCAGCCUGCCCUCUGUGGAGACACUGGGCUGUACCUCCGUCAUCUGCUCCGACAAGACGGGCACCCUCACGACCAAUCAGAUGUCCGUGUGCCGGAUGUUCGUCAUCGAUAAGGCUGAAGGGGACAGCUGCUCCCUGAAUGAAUUCACCAUCACUGGCUCCACGUACGCCCCAGAGGGAGAAGUGUUCCAUGAUAACCGGUCUGUGAAGUGCUCCCAGUAUGACGCCUUGGUGGAGUUGGCCACCAUCUGUGCCCUCUGCAACGACUCCUCUCUGGACUUUAACGAGGCCAAGGGGGUGUACGAGAAGGUGGGGGAGGCCACCGAGACUGCCCUCACCUGUCUGGUGGAGAAGAUGAACGUGUUCGACACCGACAUUAAGGGCCUGUCCAAGAUCGAGAGGGCCAAUGCCUGCAAUUCGGUGAUAAAGCAGCUGAUGAAGAAGGAGUUCACCCUGGAGUUCUCCAGAGACAGGAAAUCCAUGUCUGUUUACUGCACCCCCAACAAAUCCCGGUCCUCAAUUGGCAAGAUGUUUGUCAAGGGCGCUCCAGAGGGCGUGAUUGACAGGUGUACGCACAUCCGUGUGGGCAGCAACAAGGUGCCCCUGACAUCGGGCAUCAAAGAUAAGAUUUUGUCGGUGAUCCGGGAGUACGGCACGGGCCGGGACACCCUGCGCUGCUUGGCGCUGGCCACGCGUGACAACCCUCUGAAAAAGGAGGAUCUGGUGCUGGUGGACACAGCUCGCUUCAUCGAGUACGAGUCGGACCUGACUUUCAUCGGCUGCGUGGGCAUGCUGGACCCGCCCCGAACUGAGGUGGCGGCCUCCAUCCGGCUGUGCCGCCUGGCCGGCAUCCGGGUCAUCAUGAUCACGGGUGACAAUAAGGGCACGGCCGUGGCCAUCUGCCGGCGCAUCGGCAUCUUCAGCGAGGACGACGACGUCAACGGCAUGGCCUUCACGGGCCGCGAGUUCGAUGACCUGUCGCCCCAAGGGCAGCGUGACGCCGUCUUGAAGGCCCGCUGCUUUGCCCGCGUCGAGCCCUCCCACAAGUCCAAGAUUGUUGAGUUCCUGCAGUCUUUCAACGAGAUCACAGCCAUGACUGGAGAUGGUGUGAACGAUGCCCCAGCCCUGAAAAAGGCAGAGAUUGGCAUUGCCAUGGGAUCAGGGACCGCUGUGGCCAAGACUGCCUCCGAGAUGGUGCUGGCCGACGACAACUUCUCCACCAUAGUGUCGGCGGUGGAGGAGGGCCGGGCCAUCUACAACAACAUGAAGCAGUUCAUCCGCUACCUUAUCUCGUCCAAUGUGGGCGAGGUCGUCUGCAUCUUCCUGACGGCGGCGCUCGGCUUCCCAGAGGCCCUGAUCCCCGUACAGCUGCUGUGGGUGAACCUGGUGACUGACGGCCUUCCCGCCACCGCCCUGGGCUUCAACCCGCCCGACCUGGACAUCAUGAACAAGCCGCCCCGCAACGCCAGGGAGCCCCUCAUCUCUGGCUGGCUCUUCUUCAGAUACCUGGCCAUCGGAUGUUAUGUGGGUGCUGCUACCGUGGGUGCUGCUGCCUGGUGGUUCAUUGCUGCUGAAGAUGGCCCCCGGGUCACCCUGUAUCAGCUGAGCCACUUCCUGCAGUGCUCCCCAGACAACCCUGAGUUCCAGGACCUGGAGUGCGAGGUGUUCGAAUCUCCCUACCCCAUGACCAUGGCUCUGUCUGUGCUGGUCACCAUCGAGAUGUGCAAUGCUCUCAACAGCCUGUCAGAGAACCAGUCCCUGCUGCGUAUGCCCCCCUGGGAGAACAUCUGGCUGCUGGGGGCCAUCUGCCUGUCCAUGUCCCUGCACUUCCUUAUCCUCUACGUGGAGCCGCUGCCGAUCAUCUUCCAGAUCACCCCCCUGAAUGUCCCCCAGUGGCUGAUGGUGCUGAAGAUCUCCCUACCUGUCAUUCUGCUGGACGAGAUGCUCAAAUUCAUAGCACGCAACUACCUGGAACCUGGUAAAGAGCUAGAGUGCCCUGUGCCGAAGGGGGGCGGGGCCUGUGGGCCGAUGGGCUGCAUGGAGGGUGUGUCCUGGUCCUUCGUGGGUGUGGCCUUACCCCUGGUGCUGUGGCUCUACAGUACUGACACUAAUGUGGUAGACAUGUUCUGGUCCUGACUGGCAUGAGCACGGUGUGGGCGGAGCUUAACACUCAUCUAAUGACAUUAACGACACCGGGUUUAACAACUACGGCAGAAUGAACCGGAACCACCGCUUGCAUCGACAGCGACCAUCGCCGGGAUUUCCUGCUGAUCCUCUGGACAAUGUCACCGCCGAUUCUUUACUGUCCCAUUUUAAACCUGUAUUUUAAAAAGUCCUCAUGACUAAUUUCAUAGCAUAUAUUUUUUUGGUCCUUCCUUCUGUCCCAAAUAUAGAUGAGGCAGGGACUGUCAUGCAACAUCUAUGUAGGUAUAACACUUUUUUUAUGCGGUUUUUUUUUGGGGGGGGGGGAGGUAGGAGUCACUGGCAUGUACCCUGCUCUUGUUUACUAAUGUUUUGUUGUUGUCUUCAGAACAACUGCGCCCCCUGUCAGGUGGUGGAGUAGUGCCACGCAGCAGGCUGAGGAGAGUGUGUAUGUGUGUCUGUCUGCCUGUCCAUCUGAGUGGCUAGUGUACACCCACUGCCCUUGCACAGGGAAAUGUAAGGGGGUGUUUUUUCUAAACACACAUUUUCUUUCCUACUCUUGGCAGAGCCCAGCUACCUCAGUAAUGCUCAUUAAUGUUUUAUUUUUUCUUCAUUUUUUAUGACCGCAAACAUUCUUCCAUCACUCUAUUCCCCUGAAACUGAAUUAUACCCUUAGAUGUACUAAAUGAAAUAAGCAGCUGUCUCUGUUUUCUUUAUUAUUUUUAAUGUAUUGAUUUAAAAAAAGAAGAAUUUGUAGGCCAAGGGACAAGGGAGAAGUUGUGCGGCUGUAGCCGAACUGAGACGGGUGUUGAUAGCGAUAUCCUGCUUUGUAAAACCUAACUGAGACCGGUGUUGAUAGUGAUAUCCUGCUUUGUAAAGCCUAACUGAGACGGGUGUUGAUAGCGAUAUCCUGCUUUGUAAAAUAGGGACUUAAAACCACACAGUCCCAACUACAGGACAGUACUCACUGAGUCUGCGUUUAAGAUUUCGCCUCUAUCUUAUGUGUGGCACUGCUGAAAUUGAUCCUGUUUUUUUUUUUUUUUAUUCAACUGUAAAUAGUUGUGCACAUACUGUACUUGAAUUGUGAAAGUUUUCGAGCUGCUGCCUAUUUUAAACCAUUGAGCACAAGUACUGUGGUCUGUAGCUCUGUGUGUGUGUGUGUGUGUGUGUGUGUGUGUGUGUGUGUGUGUGUGUGUGUGUGUGUGUGUAUAUGAUGACACAUCCUCACCUUGACAGGAGCUCCUUGUGAUCAAUGUUCCUUUGAAAUGCAGUAAAAAUGUAUGUUUGCACAACACUGGAGCGGUAUUUGCAGGUGUGAGGGUUUUAAGAGGUUAUACUUUUCUGCUGUUAUACUAACCUUGUUCUACAUGGGGGAGUCUGCGUUAAAUGCCACCCCCCCCCCCCUGCGGCUGCGCUGGUUUUCAUCUGCCGUACUGCGGUUCUGUUCAGGUUUCCUUCGUGCACUAUUUCAUACCUCCAUUCUCCCACAAUUCCCUGCCUUGCCCUCUGUUUCCCCGUAUGGCCGGACCCCUUUGCAUACCGGCACUCCUCGCUCCCUCUCUCUCGUCUCAUGCCACAUGGGUGCCUGAUCAGGUGCCUGAUCCACCAUUGUUUUCUGCUCCCUGUAGAGGUGAGGUUUAGUACCUGGGGGACAGGGGGGGGUGGCUUGCCUUUGGCUUCUGCCUUCGCUUGGGUUUGACCAGAGGCUUUUUUCUGCUUUUUAAGACACUGCAGCUGAGUGUAAACAAGCACAGGCCACUGACGAUUGAGGGCGACGUAGUGCUCCUUAACUCCUUUACUGGGGCACCAGUCAAGGUCGCGACUGAACACUGUGGGCUGCGGCUUUGCGGGGAGACAUCCAGCUUACUUUACUUUUUUCUUUUUUUUUUGCAGGUAUAUUCACCACAGAUUCUAGAAAUAGUUUGUAGAAUUUCUGUUUUCGUUUUCGCACACGCACAGUGAAGCGAUUAUCAGAUAAAUAGACUGUGACUGACUCUCCGGGGAGUUGGAGUUCAUUAGGGACUUUUGCGCCCUCUAGCUGCCAGGGUCUGUCAGCUCCUUAAAUGUGUUACGUUAGACACCCUCAGCGGUAAAGGAAAACCACUAUUUAACCAGUGCUGCAUGUUUGCACAAAUAUAUUUAACCUUUUUAACCAAGAAUAACUUCACCCGUGUGUUUUUUUACAAAGCUUUCAGUAUAAAGCUGCUGAUCGACGGGCUCCGUGUGAAAACACGGAAUGUAGGGGCGCUUCUCACGUGACUCUGAAUGUUCUGUGAGGGUCCGCUCUCAUCUUUUCACUCACAUGUGCUUUUUUUGUGCUCCAAUUUUUGCUCUCUUCCCUAAUUCUCUCCCUCUCUCUCUUCCUCCCCCCCUCUCUCUAGCUCGGGAUGUGUAAACCCGCAAAAACCCGGGAUGUGUAAACCCGCAAAAACCCUAUUCAGGAUCAGAGGUUUUCUUUUAGUGUUGUGCAUGUGUGUUGUGAGCAGCACAUCAUCUUCCAAAGACGUGCAUGUAAAAAAAAAAAAUAUAUGUAAAAUAAAAUGUUUAAGAGAAGGGAAGGGCAAAGGGAUAUCAAAUAUGAUUACAAAGAUUAUUCUUAAUUGACAGAGAGAGCAUGUUUUAAUGGACUUUUAAAAGGAGAAAAGUGGGAAAUCAGCCAGUUCCAGUCUACCGUGUCUACCUUCCCCCAUCUGACCUCACUGCAGGGGGGGGGGGCUUCGCUUAGCCUCCGACCAUAAAUAUGAACGUCUAAAAAGGGUGUUCACAUCCCUUUUAAACUUUGUGUACAAUGUCAUAGUUUUAUAUCAAUGUACUGCAGUGCAUGCCCUCCAGUUGAGAGUAAUCAGAACUUUUAUCAGAAAUUUAUAUAAUAGCUAUGUAUAUUAUUGCUGCGUUCAAGUCUAUAAAAUAAGCCAUUUAUAAGCAAACUGUUUAAAUGUUGAAUGACGAAAGCUCAAAGUCACCAUUUCAUCUUUUCCUAAGGAAAUGAUUUUUUUGGCAGGGGAUGGGUGGGCUUUGCGUGUGCGAAAUAACCAGAACCUUUCGUUUUGCACUGUGAUGUAACCGAUAAAGGGAUUCUGCAGUAUGGUGCCGGAAGCAGUCGGUCGCUUCCGGCCACCUGGAUCCCAGGCGGCUCCGAGCUCCCGAGUCCCGGUGCUGAUGACUGUGCCGUGCAUCACAUGACCUGUGGUUUCAGUGAAAUAAACCAAAUUGUACAUGA